Molecule: messenger RNA, 5958 nt
Organism: Labrus bergylta (ballan wrasse)
Lineage: Eukaryota; Metazoa; Chordata; Actinopteri; Labriformes; Labridae
Gene: ptpn12
Product: protein tyrosine phosphatase non-receptor type 12
Biological process (GO): peptidyl-tyrosine dephosphorylation
Cellular component (GO): cytoplasm; nucleus
Molecular function (GO): non-membrane spanning protein tyrosine phosphatase activity
Source: RefSeq, a predicted model, not a curated record
ACGAACAGCAGUGUGUGAAUGUGGCAACCGAGGUAGACAGGGAGGGGUAGAUAGAGUGACCAGACCUCAGGCUUUUUGUCUUUUGUCUUUAUUUCUCUUCUCUGACGAACUGUUUGCAGUCUAUGUACAGACACGGUUGUAAACUUGUGUAUGUAGCAGAAAACCCGACCACUGCUGCUUUUCUCUGGGACUCACCGUUACCGUAGUGAAAACAGCCCAGAAGAAAGAAGGAAGGGGAGAAACAACAUGGGGCGAUGAUAAAAAAAGAAGGUGUUGUGCUGUGAACCGACGAUGACUCUCUGGGAGGAUCCGUGAAGCUUAUUUAUUUUUAUUUAUUGCCCCGCUUUCCCUGUCCCUGUUUUAUUUUUGUAUGUUCUCCUCCCUUGCUACUUUGGUGAGGUUGCUUUUUAAAGGAUAAGGAUACGUUACAAGAAAUACAGAAGGAUGGACCAAGCCGGCAUCCUUAGAAAGUUUAUCCAGGGGGUGAAGGCCAUGAGCGAGGGGGACGAGGAGAGGGGAGAGGACAACUUCGGCAGCGACUUCAUGCGGUUACGGAGAUUAUCAACUAAAUACCGGACGGAAAAGAUCUACCCGACCAACGUAGGAGAGCGGGAGGAGAAUGUGAAGAAGAACAGAUACAAAGAUAUACUGCCAUUUGAUCACAGCAGGGUGAAGCUGACGCUAAAAACAACCAAUCAGGACACAGAUUAUGUCAAUGCAAACUUCAUUAAGGGUAUGGACGGCCCAGAAGCCUAUAUUGCAACUCAGGGCCCGCUUCAGAACACGGUCAUUGACUUCUGGAGGAUGAAUUGGGAGUACAAUGUAGCUGUCAUUGUUAUGGCUUGUCGAGAGUUUGAGAUGGGAAGGAAAAAGUGUGAGCGGUAUUUCCCGUUGCUUGUGGAGGAGCCCAUGAGUUUUGGCCCUUUCAGAAUCUCCUAUGAAUCUGAGCAGGCCAGAACAGACUACGUUAUCAGGACUUUGAUGGUGGAAUAUGAGAAUGAGAGCCGGAGAAUAACACAGUUCCAUUAUAUGAACUGGCCAGAUCAUGACGUGCCCUCAUCGUUUGACUCCAUAUUGGACAUGAUUGGACUAAUGAGAGAAUACCAAGAGAAUGAUGAUGUCCCUAUAUGUGUCCACUGCAGUGCAGGCUGUGGGAGGACAGGUGCUAUCUGUGCUAUCGACUACACUUGGAACCUCCUCAAAGCUGGUAAAAUACCAGAAGAUUUUAAUGUUUUUCGGUUGAUCCAAGAAAUGAGGACGCAACGGCACUCUGCUGUUCAGACCAAGGAGCAGUACGAGUUAGUUCACCGAGCGAUCGCUCAGAUCUUUCAGAAACAACUACUACUCCUGGAGAGCCCCACCAACACGCAGAUACAUGAUGGCAUGGACGAAAGUAGUCCAGAUAAAGCGAGCCACCAAUCAGAUGAUGAGAGAUGGGACACACCUCCUCCCAAACCUCCCCGCAUCCGCAGUUCCCAGGCAGAAGGUGAUGUGAAGGAGGAGAUCCUGCAGCCCCCAGAGCCUCACCCCGUACCCCCAAUUCUGACCCCAUCUCCCCCCUCAGCCUUCCCAACUGUCACCAAUGUACGACAGGACAACGACCGUUACCACCCUAAACCUGUUAUACACGUCCUUGCAACCUCACAGACACAGAACAAAGAAGCUGAUAAGCAGCAGAACAAGUCAACCAGUCUUAACAAGCAGACAAGCCCCUCAGAGCAGAAAGACCAGGAUCUACAAGGUCUAAAACAGCAGACUCAGGUCUCAAAUCUAGACCUGAACGAGAACUAUAACAACAAGACGUCGUCAACAUCCACAAAAACAGAAUGUGGCCAGACGCCCUCCUCGCCCCUCUCAUCAGCUGUUGAAUGUUCCGGUGCUCCUCGGAUCGAGAGGAAGCUGAGCAUUGAGAUUAAAAAGGUCCCCUUACAGGAAGGACCUCGUAGUUUUGACACCUCCACCUCCAUGGGUGUAGCAGGAGGAAUCAGCAACAGUUCCACCAACAACACCGGCAUGCUGCAAAGAAGCCACGCCUUCAAAGCCAGAGCCAGCCAAUCGCUGCUGACGUCGAGCUCCUCGCUGUCGGAGGACUCAGGCACAGAGGGGGGAGCAGGUGGAUACGGGGAGAGUAACGCUGACGGGGGCGUUCUCACCAGACCUAACCACCUCCCUGUGAAGAGCGAGAAGUUGGAGACGCCGGGUGGAGGGGAGAGAGCUGAGGUGAAGGCUGGCCACGCGGCGUGGAGUCAAUCCUGCAGCAGCCCGGACAAACACUUCCCCAAAACCACAUCGUCCUCUUCCUCCUCUUCAGAACGUGUCGCCCCAUCCUCCUCCUCCUCCUCCCACCUGUCCUCCUCCUCCUCCUCCUCCUCCUCCACCCCUGUUAGGACUGCUCUCAGCUUCACCAACCCGCUGCACUCUGAUAACUCGGAUAACGAGGAGGGGGACGGGGAGAUGUCCGGAGGUAAGGAGGGUUAUCGGACCACAGCGACGGCCGUGGUGACGGCGUCCCUCCAUCACGGAGACCAGCAGCCCAUCAGGAAGGUGUCGCCCAUGUCGAUCGCGGGGCAGAGCACUCCGUCACCCUCUGCAAACACAGCAAAUUGCUGGGACAGCGACGACUCCCCUCCCCCCCUCCCUGCGAGAACCCCUGAGUCCUUCAUACUGGCCACAGACCCUCUGGAGUUGAAAACAUCAGCCUCAGCCGAAUGGAGCGGCUCACAUAAAGAUGUGUCAGACUGUGUUAAAAAGACAUCUCCAGCAGACCCUGGAUCAGCUGGAACCACAGCUACAAGCAAGCCAGACCUGGGUGGGGUUCAGUAACCGCUGCAUUCAGCCCAAAGGCCCCUGGGAACCCCCCCUGGAGUGGACAUGAUGGAACAGUCCAUCCUCGCCGUCUACCGGCAAGAGCUCGUCCUCCAUCAGGAUGGAAUCCACCCAUCUCACCUGGCUGGUCCAAAAAAAUAAAAAUAAAAUCAUAGAUGCUAGAAAGACAGAAAGCACAAUGUUAUCCAGAAACAGCUUCUGUGUAACUCUGUGUGAACUCCUCCUCCUCCUCCUCCUCAGUGCCACUGUGCAAAGCAGAAGAACACUUCGACCACGUUUUCCUGUUAGAUAUUUAACUUAAAAACUGACCUUGCAUUAUUCCCGGUAAUGUUUUCUCAGCUGUUUUCAGUGCAAGUCGAAUCUUAUUGUUUAUCUCUCGGAACUGUAGACAUCAUAAAGUGUUCACCUGGAGUUAAUUAUCUGUCAAACCAAAUUAGAAAACACUUCUUUCUUUUUGUAAACUGUAAUCAGAAUUGAUCUUUAAUUGGACACGCUGACUCCCGAGGUUUAACUGAACUCACAGAAGCUGUCCUGCUUCCUUCUACUGAAUGAACAACAAUCUUCAAAGCGAACCUAGAUAAUCUGUCACCCAUGAUGCAACCUUUUCUGUUGGGUAUGUACAGGUUGCCAGGGUGCUCUCUCUCUCUCUCUCUCUCUCUCUCUCUCUCUCUCUCUCUCUCUCUCUCUCUCUCUCUCUCUCUCUCUCUCUCUCUCUCUCUCUCUCUCUCUCUUUCUGUGUGCUGGUGCUACAUUACAAAGGCUCAGCAUAGAAACAGAAGCACACAAGCCGACUGUCAUCUUCCUUUAGUUGUUCCUUAAGUACAUCUUGGUUUCCUGUUAGCUGCAGUAAUGUUAGCUUGGGUGCUUUUUAUUUCCAUGCUGACCUCCCUGAUUACCAGAGUCAUGGAUUAAUGCAGUUUGGUCAUUGCACUGGUCAGAGAGAUGCCUUCUCUGUGGUUGUUUUAGACAUCUUAAUUAAUAGACAUAUUGGUAAAUAGUGUAUUCAUUAAUCUGGUAAGUGUCAUCUCAUGUCUGCAAAUAAGUUAAUAAGGGGGUAGAGCCAGACGCGAUUUAGCUUUAUUUAGCAUUAAAACUGGAAAUGCUCAAAAUCCACCAACUAGUGCCAUCUCAUUGAUUUGAUCUGAGCUCAAACUUAAACCUAACACACCAGGAGCCUUAUAAACUGUUGCAAACUUAUUCUAACUACACUUUUUGCACUGAUAAUUCAAAUGAAAUGUCUAGUGUUUAUUUAACCAGGCUGCAUUAGCCAUUCCCCAUUGUCCAGUUUUAAUGGCACUGUACCUUUAAAUUUAAGAUACAGACAUCAGAAUGGUUUCAGUGUUCUCAUCAAACUCUCCGUAAAAAGGUAACUAAGAAUCCUUUAAAAAAAAAAAAAAAAAACAAGUGCAGAGUGAAAAUGAGCUGAAGGAGCACCUCAUGUAAUGACCAAACUCAUCCGAUCUGUGACUGUGGCCUUCACUGCUGGGACCAUGAGCCUGCCUUAGUCCGCCUCCAAGAGAAGACAGCCAAUAACAGUCCUGCUUUAUUUGGCUUCUCUCUUCAGUUCAUGUUUUUUAAAUGUAUGUGUGUGGCUUCUCCUGGUCUUACUUUGGGAAUUAACGUUUUCAUUUCUGUUUCUUCUGCAAUGUCUUUUUGUUCUCAUUCUCCUCCUGCUGGUCUGGCCCUCAGACAAACAACCAUACAAGUGUUGUUUUUCUGCCAGUUUACUCACAAUAAACCUCUGGUUGUUGUUUUUGUUGCAGUAAGAAUGUUACACAUCUUCUGAAACUCUUACAAGACUUGACAGAUUAAUAUAAAGUCUGCCUUUCGAAGCCUGACUCUACAAACACAGCUUGUAUGGUUUCUCGUCUGAAGGCCAAAUUACAAAAACUUCACUGUAGCUGCUUGUGUUUGUAAAACAAAGAUCCAAUAAGACAGCAGCAGCCAUGGACCCAGGACUCCUGGUAUUCUCCUGAUGUUAAGCUCUCUGCUAACUCCUCCUUCAUUACUAUACAGUAUAUGCAUUGUUUUCUAAAGAUAAAGAAACUGAACAGGGCAGUUAAGGUAUAUAGUAUUUAAUUUGUUUUGUUAUCUCGAAUAUUCUUAUUUACAGAAGAUGUAAGAAAGUCAGUGCAUGAUGAUGAUGACGAUGAUUCCUCCCUUACGACAUGUCUCCCUUCCAACUGUAAAUUAUUCUGCUGACCUUUUGUUUUUUGCUCCUUGCAAAUAUUUAAGGGUUAAUUUGUAUUUUUAUGUUAGAAUUAUAUGAUAAAGUUGUUUUCUUUGCUUUUUUUUGGUUAAAUUGAUCAGCAGAGGAAAUGUGUUGCCCCCUACAGAUAGCGACAGUGGGCUUUGGAAUAAGAUUGUAAUAAUAAUAUUAAUGAUGAUGAUAAUAAUAAUAAUGGUUGUUUUUUGUAAAUGGUAUUUUUAAAGUUAUUUUUGUAUACGCAGUUGUUUGUUGCGUCACAAGUCCACUGCCACCCACUGAAUCCAUCUCCUCUUCUGACAUCUCUCUCCACCUCUCUGUCUUGUUUGGAUGACUUUUUGCUCCUUUGAUGUAAAACAUGCAGCAGUCAUUGAUCUCCUGCUCUGGACAACGAGCCGCUCAUUUCUCUCUCUUCUGCCCCCCCUACUUAGUAUUUUCCCCAGCUGUUUUCUUGCUUUAAUUCCCCUCCCUGCCUCACACACAUGAUUCUGCCUCUUUAAUUUUUAAAAGGCUGUCACUUCCCACACAUCUGAUUGGUUCACCAGUUAGUAAAGCAUCUACAACUUCAUGGUGCAUCAAAUAAGAAGUCACACCAUCAGACUUGACUUAAAGUUGUGUAAAGAACUUCCUACCUUCCUUUCUCUUUAUUUAGCACACGUUAACCAUGUACACUAGCCUCGAUCUCAGACAAGAGCCCACCUGUGCCUUUAAGAGAGAGCCCGCCCACUUUCCUUUCCUGUCAUCUCCUCAAGUCAUAAAUGACGGCUUGAGUGUGAGCGAUGUGUUUCGCUGCUGCUUGCUCAAUGAGUCCUGUGGGACUCACCUUCAACCACCCCAAAAAACACCACCUUCUUCACGCACGCACACACACCUAAAAUGUUUGUAUGUUGCAGAAAUCAAUCAGUAAAAAUGAACCUUAAGUAAAA